AUGCUUUUUCGCUUUUUUCUUCUCUCUCUGAGUUAUGGGGUCGGAGGAGCCGGAAGCGAUGCCUUGAUGUCCAUGAAGGCCAUCCAGGGGACCUGGUUGUCGGGAAGGGUCGCAACCAAUGGAAGAGGCUCGGAGGCGUUGCCUGCAAGAAUUGUAGACCUGAUUGUUUCUGUUGACACACAAACGAGCAAACUAGUUAUGAACUGGCAUAUUGUGGAUCAAAACAAUAUUGGAUCGUGGGAUCAGAGUUUUGUCACAUCCAUAUCUUCCAAGUCACUCAUUUCGUUGGAUGGAGUGGCUUUUCCAGUUGAAAUUUGCAUGUUGAAUUUUUCAAGAAUGCUGCAACCAAUCUAUAGCUCGAAGGAUAGAGCUCAAGAAUGGCAGUCCUUCAUCUUGAACUGCACGGCUUGUUGCUUGAAUGCAACAUUGUCAAUCCUAACGUCAGAUGUGUUUGCCAGAACUCUCUAA
Molecule: messenger RNA, 468 nt
Organism: Guillardia theta CCMP2712
Lineage: Eukaryota; Cryptophyceae; Pyrenomonadales; Geminigeraceae
Exons: 6
Coding region: 1-468 (155 amino acids)
Source: RefSeq, a predicted model, not a curated record